CGGCACGUGUAUGUUUGUGAAUUUUGACAAAUUGAUAUUUCUUGUUUUAGUUUUAAGAUGACACAUUAUGAAAUUGGCUCGGUGGCCAAUUUUGUCAGCCAAAAAUCAGAUGUAUCCAACAAGAAGACGUCGUUGCAGAAAAAUCAACAAGUUCUUGAUCAACUUUUCGCUAGUUCAAAUUCUACGGCAAACACAGUCGUAGCCAACGUCCCUAUACCCAAAGAGACCAUCAAAAAGGUAAAAAAAAGCAAAAGACAGGCUGAUCAAUAUGCCAUAUCAAAUUUUCCAAGCUUAAAGAAAACAAAAAAUAUAAAAGAACUGGAUGAAGAUGAGGUAGAAAAAAUAUUAGAUCCUGGGCCAGAGGAUGAUGACGACGACAUGGACAAUGAGGAGGAAGAAUCUGACAAACUUAGUAGAAAACUGAAAAAGAAUGAACUUAAGAAUGUAAAAAAGUACUUGGAAAAGAAAGGAGAAACAAAGGAAGAUAGCAAUAGGGUGGUUCUUGUGAAAAACUUGCCCAUCAAAAUUAAAAGAAAAACUGUACAUCACUUUUUUGCCAAAUGUGGGAAAAUUGAUGCUGUUUGGCUAAGGUGUGCUGCAUUAGCUGAUCCUGCCAUGCCAAAAAAAGUGGCUGUUAUCAAACAAGAAUUUCACCCAAAUCGACAAUCCAUUUCAGCCUUCAUCCGAUUCGAGACGAACGAAUCGGCUAAACAAGCUCUUUCAAUGACGGGGUGUGAGUUUCAAGAACGUCAUAUUGCUGUGAGCCUCCUCGCAGAUGCCAAUAUUAAAAAGCAACUUGGCCUUGGAAUCUUUGUCGGCAAUCUUACCUUUGAUAUUGCAGAUGAAGCUCUCUGGCUUCAUUUUGGAGAAUGUGGUAAAAUCAGUGACGUCCGAGUCAUCCGGGACAGAACCAAUGGAAUGGGCAAAGGAUUCGGCUACGUCAACUUCGAGAGUGCCGAUUCCGUGGAAUUAGCGUUGAAAUUAGACCAGUCAAUCUUAAACGACCGACCUAUUCGAGUAUCACGAUGCAAAAAGAACCCUAAACCUUUCAAAGCCGAAGAAAAGACUGCGGGCAAAGAAAAAGAAAAUAGCAAAGAAUCAGGUGCCUAUAAACGGAUUAAAAAUAAAGAAAUGCAAGAAGAAAGGAAGAAAGGUUCCGGUUGGAUCACGAAAAUGAAGAAACGCAAUAAGGAAUCGUAUCACAAGGCUGCCAAAGUAAAUUCGUUUGCCGGUGAAACGACUGGUACUAACAGUGUCAAGGUCGUAAAAACUGGCAAGGCAGUGAAAAGAAAUAAGGAAGAACAUCGAAAGAAAGUUAUUGCCGCCAAAUUGGCUUUUGUUAACAAGAAAUAAUUACAAUGACGGAUGUUUUUUCUACCCUGCAUCAUUGGCUUUUA
Molecule: messenger RNA, 1397 nt
Organism: Daphnia carinata
Lineage: Eukaryota; Metazoa; Arthropoda; Branchiopoda; Diplostraca; Daphniidae
Product: RNA-binding protein 34-like
Exons: 3
Coding region: 58-1353 (431 amino acids)
Molecular function (GO): RNA binding
Source: RefSeq, a predicted model, not a curated record